CCUUGCUGGGCACUCUUCCACCGCAAGUAGUUCUAGGAUUUCGUCCGCUCCCCGCGUCGCGUCCCUUGCCUUCUUCCUGGUCGUCCACCCGCCGCACUGCCCCCUGCAUCCCGCUCCUUCCUAGCUGACGCAGGGCUGGAGGCCAUAGCUUUCAGCUUAUGUGGAGAAGUUGUUGUGGAAGUCACCUAUAAAUCCACUUACUGAAUUUAUGGAGAAAUCUACAAAUGAUGGAAGUCAUUCAGAAGAACUAUUUUCCCAUCUUAAAAGUAGAUCAGAGAAUGAUUUACCACGACAUGCCAGUGAAAGUCAUCUCAGCUGCAUGAAGAAGGACAUCAUAAGUGAAAAGACUGAAUUGGAAGCAACGCUUAAGGAAGCUGAGUUGGCAGCCUGUUCUGUGGAACUACUUUUGCCAUUAUUUAAGGAUGCUAUUGAAAAGAUUAGUUUUGAAAAUGCUAAUCUUUCUGCAUCCAAUUUGAAGAAGAUUUCUGAACAAAAGGAAAUAUUAACAAAAGAAUUAGACACUUUUAAACGUGUGAAACUAGCUUUAGAACAUCUUAGGAAGACAGACUACAAACAAACAGGAGACAAUUUACCUAGCAUGUUGUUAGAAAAUCUAACUGAUAAUGCAAGUGAAAAUACUAGUCUGAAGAAGAAGGUGCUUGAAAAGGAGACCUACAUUCAGGAACUUUCUUGUUUGUUUCAGAAUGAAAAGGCAAAUGCUUUGAAAGCAAACCGUUUCUCUCAAUCAGUAAAAGUAGUACAUGAACGACUACAGCUCCAAAUUCAUAAAAAGGAAGCAGAGAAUGAUAAGUUAAAAGAGUACAUAAAGAGUUUAGAAACCAAGAUAGCCAAAUGGAACUUGCAGUUGAAAACGAAUAAGCAUGAGGCUGUAGUGAUGAAAGAAGCAAGUAGGAAAAAAGCUAUAGCUUUAAAAAAAGCAUCUAAAAUUUACAAACAAAGGCUCGAACAUUUUACAGGAGAUAUUGAAAACCUUAUUUACCAAAUUAGAGAUCAGGAAGCCAAGUUGUCUGAAACAAUUUCAGCUUCUGAUGCCUGGAAAAGUCAUUAUGAGAAAGUUGUAAUAGAAAAAACUGAAUUAGAAGUUCAGAUUGAAACAAUGAAAAAGCAAAUCAAUAAUCUUUUGGGAGACCUGAAGAAAAUGGAAGACCAUGGAAAAAAUUCAUGUGAAGAAAUUCUUAGAAAACUUCACUCGAUUGAAUAUGAAAAUGAAACUCUGAAUCUUGAGAAUACAAAAUUAAAGAGUACAUUCGCUGCUUUGAAGGACGAGAUUGUUUCUGUUGAAAAUGAACUCUUGGAAUUGCAAGAAGUAGAAAAACAACAGAAAGCUCUUAUUGAAGUAUAUAAAACUCAGGUACAAAAGUUGCAAGAAGCAGCUGAAGCAGUAAAAAGCAAAUGUAAAAAUUUGCUAUGUGAAAAUAACCUAUUAACAAAAAACAAAAAUAAAAAAUUAGAGACAGUUGAUGGAAAUCCCAAUCUUCUGGGAAAGCUUUCUCUGGAAGAGGAAAAUUAUCUUAUUCAGUUGAAAUGUGAAAACCUUAAGCAAAAAUUAGAACAGAUGGAGACAGAAAAUAAAGAGCUUGAAAAGAAGCUCGCAAACCAAGAAGAAUGUCUUAAGCACAGCAAUCUUAAGUUUAAAGAGAAAUCUGCAGAAUAUUCAGCCUUGGCCAGGCAACUGGAAGCUGCUUUAGAAGAAGGAAGACAAAAGGUUUCUGAAGAAAUAGAAAAAAUGUCAUCUAGAGAGAGGGCUUUACAAAUUAAAAUAUUAGAUCUGGAAACGGAGCUUAGAAAGAAAAAUGAAGAACAAAAUCAGCUUGUUUGCAAAAUGAACAGUAAAGCACAACAUCAGGAAGUGUGUUUGAAAGAAAUACAACAUAGUCUUGAGAAGUCGGAGAACCAAAAUGAGAGUAUUAAGAAUUAUUUACAGUUUCUUAAAACUUCUUAUGUAACGAUGUUUGGAUAAAUUGUCAGAUUUAUUUUCUAUAAGCAGUAGGUUUGUACUGUGAGU
Molecule: messenger RNA, 2026 nt
Organism: Cynocephalus volans (Philippine flying lemur)
Lineage: Eukaryota; Metazoa; Chordata; Mammalia; Dermoptera; Cynocephalidae
Gene: ODF2L
Product: outer dense fiber of sperm tails 2 like
Exons: 16
Coding region: 209-1981 (590 amino acids)
Biological process (GO): negative regulation of cilium assembly
Cellular component (GO): centrosome; ciliary basal body
Source: RefSeq, a predicted model, not a curated record